Ahaetulla prasina is the source of this 2348-nucleotide messenger RNA. RefSeq names its product ring finger protein 32 (gene RNF32). The record is from RefSeq and is a predicted model, not a curated record. The transcript has 8 exons. Gene Ontology annotation, molecular function: protein binding. The coding region runs from base 1 to 1176 and encodes 391 amino acids. Lineage: Eukaryota; Metazoa; Chordata; Lepidosauria; Squamata; Colubridae.
AUGGCUGCAAAGAGGCAGAAUCCAGAACUCUUCCCUGGAUUCCCUCAGGUGCUACCUGGCAGCCUUCCUUGCGGGAGUUCCUACAAACCAGAGUCUGUAGCACUUACUGCUGUGGCAUUACAAGAUCAUAUUUUACAUGAUCUUCAACUGCAAAAUCUUUCAUUAGCAGAUCCUUUAAAGUCAAAGACAUGGAGUAAGAUAAAUAAAUACAGACCUGUGAACAAAGAGAAAAUCAGAGCAGUUAUAGAUACUGGAUUGAAAAAAACAAACAAACAGCCAAACAACCAAAAUAACCCACAAAACGAAGAUCCAGAGAAAGAAUAUGUUCUUGAUCCAAAUCCUCAGCCUCUGACUUUAGCUCAGAAAUUUGGGUUGGUGGAGCUUCCUGCCAUGCCACUAACUCUAGACGAUUGGGAAUAUGUGAAGCAACGAUCCAUAAAGCAAGGAGAUUCUGUUCAACCUUGUGCUAUAUGCAAAGAAGAAUUUGCCCUUCAGCCACAGGUGUUGCUCUCUUGUUCUCAUGUAUUUCACAGAGCAUGCCUGAAAGCUUUCGAAAGAUUUGCAGCUAAAAAGAGUUGUCCAAUGUGUAGAAAGACCCAGUAUCAAACACGAGUCAUUCACGAUGGAGCCCGCCUUUUUAAAAUAAAAUGUGCUACGAGAAUUCAAGCUUUUUGGAGGGGACAUAUUGUUAGAAAGUGGUAUAAAAAUCUGAGAAAAACAGUACCCCCCAAUGAUGUGAGAUUAAGAAAAAAAUUCUUCGAAGAAAAGCUAACUGAGAUUUGCCAGCGAUUACUGAAAUCCUAUGAUACUUGUAUUGAUGAAUUCUUCUGUGAGAUAGAUUCCACUGUAGCUGCAAGUCAUGAAGUAUUUCAGCAACUAGAGGAAAAGUUGGGCCCAGAGAUACAUGAUGUUGAAUGGGAAAAAAUUCAGAUUCAGGCUUUCCGACAAGAUAUUGCCGAUUGUCCCAUUUGCAUUAUGCCGCUCAUGCAGCCAGCUCAACUUCAGGAUGGGCUUUUCCUGGAUGGCUAUCAGUCAUGUCCCCGUCAGACAGCGCUGCUCUCCUGUUCUCACAUGUUCCAUAGUACCUGUCUUCAAGCAUUUGAAGAGUUUUCUUUAGGAGAAAGACCUAUCUGCCCUUUAUGCCGUUCCUGUUAUCAGAAGAAAAUUCUCAGCUAACGUUUAAUGAUUUAACAUAAAAUUAUGAAUAUAUUUGUAAGAAACCUUAGCAGAAAUAAUUUAUCUAAAGUGUUUUAAUUGGAUUUCAGCGAGAGGGAGUACAAAAGUUAAUUUUUUUUUCCUGAUGGGUGCACGUGUGUGAAAACCUAGGAAGUGCUACCCCUAGAGAUAUUCCAGCCAUUCAGGUGGGAUUCCAGUUCUUUUCCGUGUCCCUUCCACUGGAUGUUUGCAUGCAUGGAUAGUCCCACAGGUGACAGUGGAUUGUCAGAAAGAGAGAAAAGCUCCAAAUCCCUGGAGAAACUUGGAGAAUCAACUGCAAGAAAACAUUUCAUCAUCAAGUUUUAAGCUAAACUGAACCUCUAAUAUUUCUUUCUCAGUUUGGCAGGCUUCUAUCGACUAAAGCAAGAACUCUGUAGGUACCUAUUAGUCAAAGGCACCUAUACCAGAAAGAGUAAUUGAUGCAUUGUAUAAUGCUUUGCAAAGCUUUGCAAUUCUGGCUAGUUUCCUGAUGGGAAAUCAUUUUUGGGUGACCCAUGUUCUUCAUCUUGAUGUUUGUAGCUAUAGACAUAGUACAUGUCUCUACGAGCCAGAAAUAAGAUUUUUACAUAAAGUUCUUGAGUGUAUCACUGAACCCCUCUGCUCACUGUAUGUUUUAAUGCAUUGUUUUAGGAAGUGGGAAGAGAUGUUCCUCUUUAUUCUGUGCGACAGUCAAAGGACACAGCUGGUAAUGGGCAAAAGAACCAAUUUUGGAAGUAAAAAUAGGACUCUUCUCCUAGAUGUCAGGAAGGGCUUUUUUGAACGUUCUUGUAGACCUUUCUAAGGGGAGUACAGUGAGAUCAUAUUUCAAGAUGGGGAUAGGAUUAAUUAACUGAAGAAACCACUAACUUAUUUGGGGUGGAGAUGCUUUGCCUGGAGCUCAGCUUUUUUUUUUUUCUCAAUACUUGCAAGAUUCUAUAAUCCCGAUACUUGUUCAGGCUAAGGCAAAAAUUGCAUUAGUACAGCUGAAGAACGCUCUUCACAAAAUGUCUCAAUAACAAAGAGUACCCCGUUCUCACAUGGGUUUUGUUCAGUCCAUUUAUGCCUGAGAUAGGCAAUAUGCUUUCUUUGAUCAGGGGUUUGAGGAUAAUCUGUUAGAAGCUGCGUGCCACACUGGUGAAUGAAGCUGAAGCUGA